CGGUCCUGCCCGCCUCGCCGCCAGUGCGGCGCUGGUGCUCAUCAUGGCGGCAGCCGCCAAGCUGCUUGGCGGGGUUGCCCGCGGGCCGCCCGCCCUCGCUCUGGCAGCCGUGGCAGGCCGGCGAGCGCUGGGCUCCAUGCCGCCUGGGGUAGCGCCAUUCCGGGAGGGUCGGCGGGCCGCGCUGGCGGCGGCGGCGGGGGCGCUGGGCGGGCUGGGGCUGGGGCUGUGGAAGUGGCAGCAGGCCGAGAUGGCGGCGUCCAGGGAGGACGAGGAGGAGAAGGAGGAGGAGGAACUGCGGAAGCGGUUCAUGGCGCCGCCGGUGAGCGGGCUGAGGGAGCUGAGGCGGCGGCGGCGGGAGCUGCGGAGCCGCAUGGAGCUGCUCAUCAUGGAGACGCAGGCGGAGGUGUGCCGCGCCCUGGCCGCUCUGGACCCCGGCGCCGCUUUUGCUGUCGACACCUGGGAGAGGAAGGAAGGCGGAGGCGGCAUCAGCUGCGUACUGCAAGACGGCGAGGUCUUCGAGAAGGCGGGUGUGAACGUGUCCGUCGUGUUCGGGCUCCUGUCCGAGGAGGCAGCCCGGCAGAUGAGAAGCAGGGGGAAGUCUCUGAAGGCCAAAGACGGGAAGCUGCCAUUUUGCGCCAUGGGUGUGAGCUCUGUUAUCCAUCCAAAGAACCCUCAUGUUCCAACCAUGCACUUCAACUAUAGAUACUUUGAAAUUGAAGAAGCAGACGGAAAUAAACAGUGGUGGUUUGGUGGUGGGACAGACCUCACUCCAACUUACUUGAAUGAAGAGGAUGCUGUUCAUUUUCACAAGACUCUGAAAGAAGCCUGUGACAAGCAUGAUCUGAAGCUGUAUCCCAAGUACAAGAAAUGGUGUGAUGAUUACUUCUAUAUCAAACACCGUGGUGAGCGAAGAGGGAUUGGAGGCAUAUUCUUUGAUGAUGUGGACUCUCCCUCCAAGGAGGAAGUAUUCCAGUUUGUGAAGAGUUGUACCAAGGCUGUUGUGCCUUGUUACAUUCCCCUUGUGAAAAGGCACUGCCAUGACUCCUUCACACCAGAGGAAAAGCUGUGGCAGCAGAUUCGGAGAGGACGGUAUGUAGAAUUCAAUUUGGUUUAUGACAGAGGUACAAAGUUUGGCCUUCUGACACCAGGAUCAAGAAUUGAAAGCAUUCUUAUGUCUCUACCACUGACUGCAAGGUGGGAGUACAUGCACACCCCUCCAGAAAGCUCGAAAGAAGCAGAAAUCCUGGAGGUUCUGCGCAAUCCCAAAGACUGGGUGCACUGACACUGACUUUGGACAAGAUGACCUCCUUACACUGCUUACACUGAGCCAUUAUGAAGGAACAGGAGCACCUGCAGACCAGCUGAUUCAGACUGCUGUUGGCGUGGUGUUUUGGUAUAGCUGUUUAUACCCUGACCUGGUGCCUUAAUAAUGACAUAGAGUUGUUGUAAUUUGCAAAUAUGUGAAAUCAUUCUUUGAGAUUGAUCAUCUAAUGUUAUCACCCCCUGUUGAUAUUGCCUCGUGAAGGACUGGUAAUACCCUCCCAGGACUACUGUGUAUGUUUAAGAACUUCCUCAACUGAUUUGUUUGACUGCAAAAUGGUAAACUACUGUGAAGUGUUUGCCCACUGAAAUGAAAGCAUUAUAUGUGCCUAAAGGCAUUGCUUACUCUUUAAAAAUGUUGGGAUGUUUUAGAAAUAUUUUUUCAAGAAUAAAGGGAAUAUCAGGUAUACUUUUAAACCUUAAAACUCUGCUUUCUGUAAAUGGUGGAAAAGGUGGUACUUGACAUGUAUCUUGAUGUUAUCCAUAUUAAGUUUACCUGGAGGAAGUGUUUUAAGACCUGCUGCAGGAGCCUUUACUAGGGAGGUUGGGGACAGAUCAAGAACCUGUUGGGUAUUGCCCUGAGGUCCUCAAAUACGACUUUAUGCUUCUCCCAUAUUUUGACCUUCCCCCAGCCAACAUGGACGUUGUCAAAAACCCUGUGGGAAAAGCAAGUGAGAGGUGGCACCAUCCCUCUUCAGCAGAGGAAAAAGCAGCAUACCCUAUGCCUUGGGAAAUCGAACUCUGAUCUCCCAUGUGACAGGCAGGGAUACUUACCACUAUACUAAAGAGUAAAAUAACGAUAAGUUGAGUACUUGCAGCACCACCUAUGAUACUACAUCUGGUGGUGUGGUCUCUGUGUGGUGACUGUCCCGGUGCCCUCACUAGCUGCCCUCUAAUCACCAAAGUCAAACUUUCCCUCGCGGGCUACCGUGUUUACUUCGUGUUACCCUUCCUGUUUUAAAAUACAAUAAUUUUUUAAAACUUAAAAAAAACUAAAUAAUGUUCAGUAGUAGUCGUCUUUCCUACAGUGUGGGAAGUAAAAAAGU
Molecule: messenger RNA, 2366 nt
Organism: Calypte anna (Anna's hummingbird)
Lineage: Eukaryota; Metazoa; Chordata; Aves; Apodiformes; Trochilidae
Gene: CPOX
Product: coproporphyrinogen oxidase
Exons: 7
Coding region: 44-1282 (412 amino acids)
Cellular component (GO): cytoplasm; mitochondrial intermembrane space
Molecular function (GO): coproporphyrinogen oxidase activity
Source: RefSeq, a predicted model, not a curated record